Messenger RNA from Micropterus dolomieu (smallmouth bass), 3545 nucleotides. Its product is annotated as NACHT, LRR and PYD domains-containing protein 3-like. NCBI's taxonomy places the organism in Eukaryota, Metazoa, Chordata, Actinopteri, Centrarchiformes, Centrarchidae. Bases 60 to 3545 code for a protein of 1161 amino acids. The transcript has 9 exons. The record is from RefSeq and is a predicted model, not a curated record. Gene Ontology annotation, molecular function: protein binding.
AGGACUUGAGGGAGGAGGAAUUCAAGCAGCUGAAAUGGCUCCUCCAGCAGGCGGACAUCAUGCACACAAUCAUCCCACAUCUCGAAGACUACCCAGCCAUCCCUGUGAGCCGGCUGGAGAAGGCAGACAGGCAGGACACCGUUGUUCAGAUCAUUCAGAUCUAUGGCCCUUAUGGAGCUCUGGAGGUGACCAGAAAGGUUUUAAUGAAGAUCAACAGAAAUGAUCUGGUGCAGCGAUUACCAAACAUCACCUCAGUACCAAAAGAUGUUGGUGAUGUGGGGAGUUCAGAAAACAGAGAAUCUUCCCCAAUUAAAUCACAAGCCAUGUCUCCUCAACUUUUCACUACAGACAGUCAAAGUGAAGAUUUCAUGGUGCCAGUACCAAAGCCUGCACAGCCAAUCACAUCAUACCAACAAAUGCUCCAAUCCAAUCUUCAGAAUCGGUUUGUGUGUGUACAAGAAGGACUAUCAGAUAUGGAGGAUAAAAAACUUCUGGAUGAUAUUUAUACAGAGCUCUACAUCACAGACGGAGGCGACAUGCAAAUUAACAGGCAACACGAGGUCAUGCAGAUCGAGAUGGCAUCAAGAAAUCUAGCAGCAACCGAGGUAUCAGUCAAACCCAGCGAUAUCUUCAAACACCAUUCUGGAAAAUACAGACCCAUAAGGACCGUGCUGACCAAUGGGAUUGCAGGAAUUGGGAAAACAUUUCUUGUGCACAAGUUCAUCCUCGACUGGGCUGAAGGAAGAGCCAAUCAAGAUGUGCAUCUCAUAUUCCCCUUCACCUUCCGCCAGCUGAAUUUACUGAAGGGGAAAAGGUUUUCUCUCGCCAAGCUAAUUCACAAAUGUAUCAUGGAAACCAAGGAGAUCACAGAGGAGGCUCUUAAUUACAUUUUCACAGUGCUACAGAUGUCAGGAAACACCAACUAUGACAAGAGUAAAGUUAAACUUCUCUUUGUGUUGGAUGGACUAGAUGAGAAACGCCUUCAACUAGACUUCACUGCCAAAGAAAAAAACACCAUUGAUGUGACAAAGUCGGCUAGGGUAGAAGGACUGCUGACGAACCUCAUUAAGGGGACUCUGCUUCCCUCUGCUCGUCUCUGGAUAACUACACGACCUGCAGCAGCCAGUCAGAUCUUUCUAGAGUUUGUUGACAUGGUGUCAGAGGUGAGAGGGUUCAAUGACCCACAGAAGGAGCUUUAUUUCACCAAAAGAUUCAGUCAUGACGAGCAGGCUGCUGGCAGAAUCCUCUCCCACAUCAAGACAUCACAAAGCCUCCACAUCAUGUGCCACAUACCAAUCUUCUGUUUGAUCACUGCGACCGUUCUGGAAGAUGUGUUGAAAAGCAGUGAGAGAGGAGAGCUUCCCAAGACUCUGACCGAGAUGUACACAUACUUCCUGGUGGUUCAGAUGAGGCAGACAAAAGAGAAGUAUGGCACAAAAAAGAACAUCCAGUAUAUUCAGUCACUUGCAAAACUGGCUUUUAACCAGCUGGAGAAGAGAAACCUGAUUUUCUAUGAGGAAGACCUAAAAGAGAGUGGGAUUUAUCUCAAUGAAGCAUCUGUGUACUCUGGGGUGUUCACACAGAUCUUUAGAAAGGAGAGCUGGAGGAAGAAGGACAAGGAUAAGGGCAGACUGUUCAGUUUUGUCCAUCUGAGCAUUCAGGAGUUUCUGGCUGCUUUUCAUGUGGCGCUGUCGCUCAUUAACAGCAACAAGAAUGUGAUGGCUGAAUCCCAACCAACGUUUAAAAGUCUGGGGAUGCUUCUCAGCAAAACAUCUGUAACAGACGUCCAUAGGAUUGCUAUCGACAAGGCCUUAGAGAGUCCAGAUGGACACCUGGACUUGUUUCUCCGUUUCCUGUUGGGUCUUUCAUUGCAGAGCAAUCAAGAUCUCCUGGCAGACCUACUAAAACAGAGAAGAAUUAUCUCAAACAGCAAUCAGGAAACAAGCACGUACAUCAAGGAGAAGAUCAAGAACAAUCCCUCUCCAGAGAGAAGCAUCAACCUCUUUCACUGUCUGAAUGAGCUGAAUGAUCAUUCUCUGCUGGAGGAGAUCCAACAGUACCUGAGUUCAGGAUGUAUCGCCAAAAGAUAUCUCUCUCCUGCUCAGUGGUCAGCUCUGGUCUUCAUCUUAAGGUCGUCAGAAAAACAGCAUGAUGUGUUUGACUUAAAGAAAUACUGUGCCACAGAGGAGGGCCUUCUAAGGCUGCUGCCAGUGUUUCAAGCCUCCAGUACAUAUCUGCUGAGUGGCUGUAAUCUGUCAGACAGAGGCUUUAAAGCCAUCGCCUCAGUUCUCAGCUCCCAUCAAUCUAAUUUGAGAGAGCUGGACCUGAGCAGCAACAACCCUAAUGAUGCAGGAAUGAAACUGCUCUCUGCUGGACUAGAGAAUCCCCACUGUAGACUGGAAUCCCUCAGGUUGAGUGACUGUAACCUCGCAGGGAGAAGCUGUGAAGCUCUGGCCUCAGUCCUCAGCUCCAAGACCUCUAAUCUUCGUGAGCUGGACCUGAGUAACAACGACCUGCAGGACUCAGGAGUGAAGCUGCUCUCUGCUGGACUUGGCAGUCUACACUGUACACUGGAGUCUCUCAGGCUGAAUUUGUGCAAGCUGUCAUGGAUGAGCUGUGAAGCACUGGCCUCAUCUCUUAGUUCACAGUCAUCUUGUCUGAAACAACUGGACCUGAGUAACAACGACUUGCAGGAUUCAGGAGUGAAGGCUCUCUCUGCUGGACUGGAGAGUCCACAAUGUAGACUGGAAACCCUCAGGCUGUCAGGCUGUCUGGUCACAGAACAGGGCUGUUCUUUUCUGGCCUCAGCUCUGAGCUCCAACCCCUCACAUCUGCGAGAGCUGGACCUGAGCUACAAUCAUCCAGGAGACUCAGGAGUGAUGCUGCUCUCAGCUGGACUGAAGGAUCCAAACUGGAGACUGGAUACUCUCAGGGUGGACCCUAGUGGAGUGCGCUGGUUGAAAUCUGGCCUGAAGAAGUAUUCCUGUGAACUCACACUGGACCCAAACACAGCACACCGAGACCUCAUUCUGUCUGAUGAAAACAGAAAAGUGACACGGGCGAGCGAGGAGCAGCCAUAUCCAGAUCACCCUGAGCGAUUUGAUGACUGGUUCCAGCUACUGUGCAGAGAGGGUUUGAGUGGUCGCUGUUACUGGGAAGUAGAGUGGGAUGGAAAGACUUGGGUUGCAGUGACUUACAGAGGAAUCAGUAGACGCGGAGAAGCUGUUGACUUCUGUCCUGGAUGGAAUGAAAAGUCCUGGAGUCUAGAGUGCUCUGAUGACGGGUACUAUACUUGUCACAAUAAAAUUCUAACAGAAAUAUGUUUCCACCCCCUUGACUCUACCAGAGUAGCGUUGUAUCUGGACUGGCCUGCAGGCACGCUGUCCUUUUACAGAGUUUCCUCGGACACAUUGACACACCUCUACACCUUCUACUCCAGAUUCACUGAACCCGUCUACCCUGGGUUCUGGAUUGGGUUAAACUGCUCAAUAACCCUGUGUCAGAUGGGGGAGGGAGAGCAGUCACCUGAAGAUCCAAACACUUAA